CCCAAGUUGAAAUGCGAAUAAUGGCUGUCAUAAUUCGCAUAUAAUUCGUUUCUAUUCAAUAAUCUCAUCAUCGAUCAAUCAAUUUUGUGUUUAUUGUCAUUUUCGCGCAAUCUAACUUCAUUUGCUCCUCAUAAUAAUUGUGUUUUUAAGGGAAUAUCGAUGGAUCAGUACUGUUGAAAUACAUAGUGAUUAUUGUGUUUUUGUGAAUAAAACCAAUUUAAUAGUGGAUCUUAGUGCUUCCCCUUUAAUUAAUUAUUACUCUUGCUAAAUGCAUCUAUAAUAAAUAUGCUAGUGUUGAAGCUUAUCGCCAAUUAUUGUUAAAAUUAAAGGCUUAUUGUUAGGGCUUAGGUCAAACAUUAUUCCAAAUGCAUUUUUGGAUAGAUAAACGUAGUCAGUGCUAUAGUGGUCGUCAUUGAGUGCCGUCUUCUUUAUCGGCAGGGGUGGGUAGAUCGCGCGGUCGUGCGUGCGCGGGCCCGCCGGGCGGCCGCAAGGGCAUGGCGGCGCCCGUGCACCGCUUCGUGCCCGUGGACUGUGCACCCAGACGACCGCGCACACAAAGACAAUAUAACCCCCCACCGGUGCCACCCGUACACACCUCCCGACGGACGGUAGAAGAGCCAAGCAUGUACGUGGAGAUACCGCUAGAGCCACCGCAGCCUACUAUAGCUAGCCUUGCAGCUGCGCGGAGUGUCACCCCAGAUACGCUACUACGUACCGCAGCUCUUGGUUUGCAGCAUUCGCCCAUGAUGGCUCCACAUUUGAAGUUUGGGAUACUUGUGUCGUUAGCACUGGCCACAGUGUUUAUUGCUGGAGCGAAGUACUAUUUCGAUCGACAGGUGAUACACGAAGCGGGCAGCAGCGAGGCGGGCGUGAUGUGCGCGGCGAUGGCGUGCGUGUGCGGGAUGGGGUGCGCGCUGUCGCUGUGCCGCCCGCGCGCGCCGCCGCCGCCCGCCUUCCCGCCCGACCGCGUCUGCUCCACCGGCACCAGGGAUCGGAUGCCGCCCUCCGAGCCCUCAGAGGACAUAUCGCUGGCCACGUUGCUCCAAAGCUCUGAACAGACGGCGGGGCCCUCCUCCUCCCCGGAGGCCCCACCGCCGUACCACAUCGCGGUGUUGCUCCCCGGGCGGGAGGCCCCGUCGCCCCCGCCCCCCGCGUACUCGGCCCUCAGCUAGCUAAACUCGCCUGUGAGCCAGGAGUUUAUCAUAUAAACUGGUACACUGGCUCACGGUGCACCCGGGACCUUGUAGAUUUUCGAGUAGUGCGGGUAGUUCGAUAUUUUUGUUUUCGUUUUUUGAGGGUGUUUUGAUUUUUUUGUUUUUUAUAUUCGAGUCAUGUGUUUUAACAAUCGUUCAAUUGGCGUUGUUAAGACUUGAAUAUUACAAUGUAUUCGCCUAAAAACAUACGAAAUCUAGUCUGAUUAUUUAGUUUUUGAUUUUGCGUGUGUUGGUUUGUUGGUUGAAUCCGUAAGAGUUGCUCAUUCACUAAACUGUUUAAUUGACUACGUUAAAUUAUUUAAAUUUAAGUUUAAAGACUCGUAUACAAUAAAUUUCUUUAUUAAACUUUAAUUGUAGGUAUUAUGAGGGUAUUUAGAAGUUAACGUACCCGAUAGAUUUAUGCAUUUUAUUGAUUAUAAUUAAUUCACAUGAUCUCGGUAUGAAUCUUAAUGUUAAAGUAUUAAAUGUUGAUGAACGCACAAUAUGCAUUUUUAAAGAACAAGCUUUUUUUUUUGAUAAUUGUAUCUUUGAAAAAAGAUAUUUAGCUAGCGAUAAGAAGUUAAAAGAACUGAUAAAAUUGUGUGAACCGUUGUUUUUUUAUUUAUUAUUUUUUAUAAUUAGAAUUUGGAGAAUAACCGAUAUCGACGUAAGUAUUACAAUUUUUAUUUACAUUUUAUAAUCCACAGAUCUCAAUAACCUAUUAGUAAUAACGAAUUGAUUAGCAAUUGUUAAUGGAUAAUUAUGUUUUUUUUUUACAACUACCCUCCGUUUUAAAAGUGCACAAAACGAUGACAAUUUUAAUGAUAUUUGGAUCCUUUUGAUCCUAGGCCAUAAACUAUGCUAUGUGUGUUAGAUUUAGUAAUUAUAAUAUUAAUAUAGGAAAGAGAGAGGGAAGACGUGUAAAUAAGGUACAUUUUCGUAAUCAAAUGGUAAAAAAGUUUGUUUUAUCUAAAAUUUAUUUUUAAUUGUGUAAUUUGUUUAUUAUAUUGACAAUUACUCAUAAAAAUCAUAACUUAAAUUUUUAAACAUGAUAAUAAUAUGUGCUUUGGAGUUUGGUGUAUAGCACUUUGGUUAAAUGCAUUUUAUACUUUACAGUAGAUAUAACGUGAAUAAGUGUGUAGGGAUAUAGCUGUGUGUUCUAAAUUUAAGCGAAAUUGGAGGGAAUGUAACCACUUGAAUUUAUAUUUAUGGCCAAGUCUGAAGCACCGUAUUCAUUCAACAACAUUAAUUAAUGACAAGUGUUAUAUAUAGGACAAAAUGUGUCCUAUGUUGUAAUUUUUUUUUUUUAACGCUGGAUUGAAUUUUGACAUUUAUCAAAUUUCAAUCGCAAGAGAAUAGAGAGUUAAUCGGAAAGGAAUAAUGAAACAGCUGUUGAUUAAUAUUCAUAGUUUUCAUAAAGCCUUAGAUGAUAUAUGAAAUUAACCCCAAUAGAUUUAUAAUAAACAUACAAUGUCAGCUUGUGUUACAAGUUACCAAAAUAAGUUUAAACAACGAUUAUGAAUGAAUAAUGAAUUGUUUUUAUGUAUUUUAUAUUUGAUUAAAAGCAUGUAUAAUAUGUUUAAAAAAAAUAUGUAAUUACUAUUUGUAAACCUACAUUACAUUCCAAUAAAUGCUCAUUUGCACAUUUUAAGUAACUACUAACAUAAAAAAUGCUCUAGAAAUCAUUAAUGUAUCGUGCUUGAUCUUGUUAUAUAGUCAUACGUAUAGUUUUUGCUUAGGGGGCGUCCAUUAAUCAUGAGAGUUGAGAGUUUUUUUUUUUAAUACAAUUAUCUAUUUUCCCAUUCCUUUUUCCUUUUUCCUCUAAUGGAAAAGAAUAAUCGUGAUAUUUGCCGAGAACCCCCCUUCCCCCCUUUUACCCAACCAUAAGUGAGAUUUAACUCGACCCCCACCCCUUAUAGAAUACCUCACGUAAAUAAUGGAUGCCCUCCUUACGGAUGCUUAUAUUUUGACGUCUUAUUAAAGUUAUGUCAAAAUUUAUCGGCGUAAUUAGCGAAAGCCAAAGAACUGCGCACGUUAAUUUUGAAAACAAUUUUAUGGUCACUGGACCAUAAUUAAUCUUAGCAAAGGUAUUCGAUUUUCGAAUCAUAAUCAAAAAAAUUUUUUUAUCCUUUGUAAAGUUCAAAAUGGGUGGCCAAUUUAACCUUAAUUUGUUAUAUGAGCAAUAUUAUAGAAAAUUUAAUAAGCGAGCUUUGACUGUGACAUUCAAAUAUAGUCCUUAUAGGCACUGAUAAAAUAAACAGAACGCCGUCCUUCCUGUAAGACCCUACUUUUAUGAAAAUAAGGACUAUAUUUCAAUGAACUCAUUGUUAUUGCUGUUCCAGUAUGACGGAUGUACAAAAGGAUAUUUUUGCUCACGAUUCAUGUUAGCCUUAUCGUUCGCCGUAUAGAUGACAGAGAUAGCGCGAUUACUCCCAUUCAAAAAGCCAAUGGCUUUUUUUCUACGGCCAAGGUUAUAACAAAUGUAUAAGACUAACGUAUAUAGUCUAGUCAUAGCAAAAUUGAUGUGAUGUAAUUAUUUUAGUACUGUUAUUUUUAUAUUUAUGUACGGUAUAGAUAAAUUCGUCUUUGUAAUGGACGCUUGAAAUAAAUUUUAGUACACG
This is a messenger RNA of Zerene cesonia (dogface butterfly), 3814 nucleotides long. RefSeq lists its product as uncharacterized. The transcript has 5 exons. Bases 495 to 1172 code for a protein of 225 amino acids. The record is from RefSeq and is a predicted model, not a curated record. NCBI's taxonomy places the organism in Eukaryota, Metazoa, Arthropoda, Insecta, Lepidoptera, Pieridae.